GCGACAAGAAUGUUUUUUUAUAAAUGCCAGUAUUUCUAGACCAUAAUUAUUUACCAAGCUAUUUAGUGAAUUCAUUGAAAUAUAACAAUUAUGAUCAACUAUCCCAACACUUAACUUAUAUAAAUAUGAACAAAAUACAAAGAAAAAUGUUUAAAAAAAUGUUCUGAUAAAUCAAUUAAUUUGUUUUUAGUUUACAUGAGUAUUUUGCCAAAGCGUUUGGCGACACUAAUUUAUCUGUAACUGUCCCCUCUUUACAACACUGAAUUGACUCAUAUUUCGUAAUUGAGCAGCAGAAACAAACGUAUUUUGCGUACCCAGCACAGAAAUUUAAUAAAUUAAUUGUACAAUGUAUUAAAUUCAAAAUGAUGGUAAAGAAUUUUUGUAAAUUGACACAAAUCUUGUGUCGCCUGCGUUUUGUGCGUCCCAAUGAAUUUUCAAUUGUCAAUCUGCAUAAGAAACAAACGCCGAGUUACGCAAAACAAACAAGAUCAUUAUGCACUUUUUAUAACUGGCAGCAGGAGCAACGCUCCUCGGCACAUCCCAACACUGGCUUAAUAUUUACGGCUGCGUUUAGCUUCAACUUAUUUAGCAGCGGCGAUGGCAAAGACGCAGAAGAAACGCCCGAAACGAAACUGGUGAAUACCAUAAAGCGUUCGAUAAUUUGUAUACAAAACGAACAAUAUGAUAAAGCCGAGCAGAUGCUGCAUCUCUCACUGCGUAUGGCCCAAGACCUGCAGUCAUCCCAUGGAAUUACCUACGUCUACGAUAUAAUGGCCAAUCUUGCCAUGGAACGCGAACAGUUUAAAAAAGCCGAGAAGUUAUUCGUGGAUGUGAUGAAGCGCCUGAUGUCCGAUGGGCACACAGAGGACAGUCCCAAGAUUCUGCACAUCAGCUCGAAAAUAGCUCAUAUGUCGCAGCUACAGGGUGAACUGGAGAAGAGCUUUCAGGGCUUCACAUGGACUCUGCAACGCCUUGCCAAACUGGUAAAGGAAAUGCCGAAAGACAAUGAUAUACUAGAGCUAUAUGGCCUGACAAAAAACUGGUUUGGACAGUUGCUGAUGAAGCAGGGUAAAUACACGGAGGCAAAGAAUCUAUUUAAGGAGGCCCUUGAGAUCCUCGUCGAAGUCUAUGGUACCCUCAAUGAUGCUUCGGUGACCAUUUUGAAUAAUAUCAGCGUAGCUUACGUUAAUCUGGAAAACUACACCGAGGCGAAGGAAACGCUUUUGCAUGCCCUGUCCAUAGCCAAGGAGCUGAAGGAUGCUACCCAAGAGGGUGUCAUACAAGCCAAUUUGGGUCUGGUCUACCUACGCGAAGGUCUACUAAAAGAGGCGGAAAAGUUUUGUAAGCUCGCCUGGAAACUGGGUAAAAGUCACAAGAACGCUGACGCAAUAGAGCAGGCUGAGUAUUGUCUCAACGAAAUCAAGUCCAGCAUAAAUCGCUAGGAGUGGAACGGCGCAGUUAUUGAAACAUCCACACCACAUCCAUUGUUAAUCAUGUACAGAUAUUUUUACAAAGGUUUUGUAUUGUUCAGAUAACCCUGAAAAAGCGCAAGUUAUAAGCUCUGUAUUAAUAUAUAUUGCAGUAGUGCCUCCCAAA
Molecule: messenger RNA, 1596 nt
Organism: Drosophila grimshawi
Lineage: Eukaryota; Metazoa; Arthropoda; Insecta; Diptera; Drosophilidae
Gene: Ttc19
Product: tetratricopeptide repeat protein 19 homolog, mitochondrial
Exons: 3
Coding region: 363-1442 (359 amino acids)
Biological process (GO): mitochondrial respiratory chain complex III assembly
Cellular component (GO): mitochondrial inner membrane
Molecular function (GO): protein binding
Source: RefSeq, a predicted model, not a curated record